UAAAACAGAGAGUUGGUUUCGAGAGUGUUAUAACUUCUAAGUUUACCAGACCUGUCUAAAUCCGCUUAUUAGGCAAGUAUUUGAUUAAUUUGAAUGUAAAUUCAUAAUUUCUCUCAGAAGUUCCAUUUUUUGAAAAAGACCUUUCACAAGCUCUGUCUUUACAGAAUUAAGAGUAUGGUACUGUAAAUGGUGCAGCACUUGGAAUUAUAGUGUAGGCUUUGGGGCACUAAUCACCUCCAGUAUGUUUAGCAAGCUGGCUCAACAACCCUGGGAAAGAAGAGGAACCAGCCUUUUAAUGUAGUUUUAAUGACGUUGGAUUGGAGUAAAAUAUUAAUGGAACUCCGAUGUUUUUCUUCCUUUUUCCCUUCAACGUGAUGGCUGGUUGCGGGGAUUACCAACACUUUGUGUGCUGCUGUUUCCUAGGAUGACGCUGGGAGCAACAAAACAACAGUGAAGGAAAAUGGCACAUCAAGCAGUCAUCGAUCAUCAGGGUAAGGUCUAGUAAUAUGUUACAGAAAAUUUAGUGUUACAUUAACUCUUUACUGGUGUAACAUGUCACAAAAGUAAGUGAUGACUAUUGUUCUGUUUGUUAUAGAAUACUGUUCAGUACAUUCCAGUGAAUUAAUAAUUUUUGUUGGUGAGUAUGGAUGUGAUGCAGUUUUAAGUGCGAGGUAUCUCAAAAGAAGUUUCUUUCUUUAAUUUGGUUUCUGAUCAGCUUUCACAGACCUCUUUUAGUGUGUUAGAACUCUCCACAUCACCCUUUGUUUAGUUGUGUUGGAGAACACAUUCAUUCAGGCCACUAAAUAAUAUGUUUACAUUAUGCAGGAAAAGCAAACAUCGGAGUCGCAGUAGGUCCCGUGAUAAAGGACGUCAUCGGAGCCGGUCUAGAGAUCGCCACCGUGAUCAUCACCGGGACCAUGAGAAGAGACGCAGCAGGGACCGAGAUCGCCAUGACAAAGAAAGGAGGAGGAGCAAGGACAGAGAUCACCAUAGGAGGAGGGACAGGUCUCGUGACCGCGAACGUGAACGUGAAAGGGAAAAGGAAAAGGAGAAGGAAAGGGAAAGAGAACGAGAACGAGAAAGGGAAAAGGAGAGGGAAAGGGAACGAGAAAGGCGGAAAAGAUCUUUGUCACCUAUUGUGCUUCCUCGUGCAAGAGACAAGUACCCUUUCAGAAAAGGAGUCUCACCACUAGGAUUGGGUGCCACUGAUGAUCUUGCUCCUGAAGAACGUGAUGCACGGACUGUCUUUUGCAUGCAGUUGUCACAGAGAAUCAGAGCAAGAGACCUGGAAGAAUUUUUCUCAUCUGUUGGAAAAGUUAGAGACGUCAGGCUUAUCACUUGCAACAAAACUCGCCGUUUUAAAGGCAUAGCUUAUGUUGAAUUCAGGGAUCCUGAAUCUGUCCCUUUGGCACUUGGUUUGUCAGGACAAAAGCUGCUUGGUAUUCCCAUUAUAGUUCAGCACACUCAGGCUGAGAAAAACAGGGCAGGCAAUACAAUGCCAAAUAUGGUUGUGCCUAAAGGAAACAGUGGCCCAAUGAGACUUUAUGUGGGGUCUCUGCACUUUAAUAUUACAGAAGAUAUGCUGCGCGGUAUUUUUGAACCUUUUGGAAAGAUUGACAAUAUCCAGUUGAUCAUAGACCCAGAGACAGGAAGGUCGAAGGGCUAUGGCUUCCUGACGUUUCACAAUGCUGAAGAUGCCAAGAAAGCACUAGAGCAGCUGAAUGGAUUUGAAUUGGCUGGCCGUCCUAUGAAGGUGGGAAAUGUAACUGAGAGAUCAGAUUCUGCUCAGGGUACGUCGAUAUUGGACAGUGAUGAAUUAGACAGGACAGGAAUUGAUCUUGGUGCGACUGGCAGAUUGCAGCUGAUGUGCAAGUUAGCAGAAGGUACAGGAAUGCAGAUUCCUCAGGCUGCAGCAACAGCAUUAAACUUAAAUUCUGCUGGAGCUCUCCCAAUGCAGCAAACGACACCCCCAAUUGCCACACAGUGCUUUAUGUUGGCAAACAUGUUUGACCCGUCUACGGAAACCAAUCCAAAUUGGGAUAUCGAAAUUAGGGAUGAUGUGAUAGAAGAGUGUAACAAACAUGGUGGUGUCUUGCAUGUUUAUGUAGACAAAGCAUCAUUACAAGGAAAUGUCUAUGUAAAGUGCCCCUCAAUCAGCACAGCUGUGGCAGCAGUGAACUCGUUACAUGGCAGGUGGUUUGCAGGUAGAGUAAUAACAGCAGCAUAUGUCCCACUAAUUAAUUACCACAGCUUAUUCCCAGAUGCAAUGACAGCGCUACAGUUAUUAAUGCCAUCAGCUGCGAGAAGAGGGAUGUGAAAUUGACUGAAAAUGCCAAAAAACAAAUGUACACUAGACUGUGAGAUCACAUUUGUGAUAAUUAUGUGGCACAGGAACACAUAGGGUGCAUUCUGAAAAUCAGCUUGUUUCAGAAUGUGUGUGUUGUGUCAACAUGUGAAAUUUAUUCUGUAUAUAAUGAAUAUUUGAUGAAUGUGUGAGAUAUUAGUGUAUGUUAAUAUUUUUAUGUUUAAACUUUUUAUGUUAGGAGAAUGAGAGUAUUUCUAUGUUGUAAUGUGUUUAUCUUUUUGUACAGUUGCAUUGUACUGAAGUAAAGCACUGACUUUGUGAUUUAUUGUUUUUACUUGUUAUGCAAGUUUGAUAAAGAUCUGACGGGAGUGUUGAUGGUACUGUAAAUUGACAUAUUAAAUAAAAAGAUUUUUUUGUAUUGUAA
Messenger RNA from Schistocerca serialis cubense, 2729 nucleotides. RefSeq names its product RNA-binding protein 39 (gene Caper). Gene Ontology annotation, cellular component: nucleus. NCBI's taxonomy places the organism in Eukaryota, Metazoa, Arthropoda, Insecta, Orthoptera, Acrididae. Gene Ontology annotation, biological process: mRNA processing. The transcript has 9 exons. The coding region runs from base 809 to 2317 and encodes 502 amino acids. Gene Ontology annotation, molecular function: RNA binding. The record is from RefSeq and is a predicted model, not a curated record.